GAUGUGAGUUGCCAUUAUUUUACAAUUCAUUUACAGGCACUAUGAUUUCUACAUUCGUUGUUACCGUGUUGUUUCUGUCUGCCGCUACAGCAAAACAGUAUAACAGUUACGAAGAACCGGAGUGGAGACUGAUUGGAGACCAACCGAAAGAUGGCUCCUUCGAAGCCCGUUUAUAUCCUGCAUGUAAUUGGACAACCACAAGUAUAAGGGGGGACACCGUAGACCAAGUUACGAAGACCGCUUUCUGGAGGCUUUUCAAAUACAUACAAGGAGCCAACAUUAGAAAAACUGUUAUCCCGAUGACUGUACCAGUGUCCAUCCGUACGCCAAGCCAACCGUGUCCGUUCUGCCCCACUGAGUUCGACAUCUCAUUCUAUUUACCCACAGCCUUCCAAACGAACCAACCAGAGCCCACAAACUCACUUAUUACAGUAAGGGAACAACCAGCAAUGAAAGUAUAUGCAAGAACCUUUACCGGAUUCGCUGAUUCCGUCGCAUGGAAAACUGAAGCUGGCAAACUCUAUGCUGACCUCUUGCGGAAUGGUGUUUCAGAUUCGACGCUGGACAAACGAAUGAUGAUUUGCGCCGGUUACGAUAGUCCUUUUCAUUUGUUUAAUCGACGUAAUGAAGUUUGGAUAGCUGUUAAACCGCAAGCGUGAAGAAUGAAAUAAAAUUCGUGCCAAAUGUUUUUGUAUCUGUUCUUGAGGGUUAAGACUGUUGUUGCCUACCCUGUUAAAUUGAAUGAAUGAAUAAAUGUAACUUAG
Messenger RNA from Ciona intestinalis (vase tunicate), 764 nucleotides. The record is from RefSeq and is a predicted model, not a curated record. NCBI's taxonomy places the organism in Eukaryota, Metazoa, Chordata, Ascidiacea, Phlebobranchia, Cionidae.